Cervus elaphus (red deer) is the source of this 4983-nucleotide messenger RNA. RefSeq names its product neuroligin 3 (gene NLGN3). Gene Ontology annotation, biological process: presynaptic membrane assembly; modulation of chemical synaptic transmission; postsynaptic membrane assembly. The transcript has 8 exons. The coding region runs from base 1348 to 3894 and encodes 848 amino acids. Gene Ontology annotation, cellular component: postsynaptic specialization membrane; synapse; cell surface. NCBI's taxonomy places the organism in Eukaryota, Metazoa, Chordata, Mammalia, Artiodactyla, Cervidae. Gene Ontology annotation, molecular function: neurexin family protein binding; signaling receptor activity. The record is from RefSeq and is a predicted model, not a curated record.
ACACACACACACGCUCACAUUCCCCUCUCGGUGGCGGUGGCCGGGCGUUCCCAUUCUCCCUCCCCCACCCCUUCAGCCAGUUCUUAAAGGAGCAGGCCUACAAUCUUGGAAGGCGGGAGAAAUAGGGGGAAACUCAAUUGUGUGUGUGUGUCCAUGCGGGAGUGUCUGUGUGUGCCUGUGUCUAUGUGUUGACUGUACAGCUGUUGUGUCAGAAGGCCUGUGUGCCUCGAGUGUGUUGCUAUUUCUGCUUCUGUCUCCACCUAUGUGUCACCAUUAUGCUGCCUCUGUCUCUGGAUAUUUACCUAUGUGGUAUGUGUGAUUAGGUUUCUCUGAGUCUCUGUGUGUGUCUCUGAAUGUAUCUCUCUGUGAGUCUCUGGCUCUGUGAAGUUGUCUGUCUCAGAAGGUGGGACUACAUGAGGGGGUCUCUGUGGGUUUGAAAUAUAUGUCUCUGAGUGAAUAUCACAGUGUCUGUGAUCCCAGCUUUCUCUCUCUCACUCUCUCUUGAGUCUUUGUGAGUUUAUUUCUGUGAGUCUCUGAGUGUGUGUCCCCCGCCCUCCGUUGUUUAUUUUACACUGGCUGAGCAUCAACAAUGCCUAGGGUGCUAGGCAGACUGCUUUCUGCCUCAGUUUCUGGCACCCCGUGUGAAUUAGAGAUAACUGCCAGAAAGGACUGAUGCUUAAGUAUUUGGAAGCAGUAAGGGCUUUGGAGAAAUGUACAGGAGGGCCUGGGGACUCUCGUAAAUGUCUGUCCUGCCCCCUGCCCUGCCACAGAGAGAGGGGGUCUCUCUGGAGGCCCCUUUGCUUAUGUAAUGCACAUUCCCUUAUUCUGCCUUAGUCCUGGAGUGAGGUGCACAAUCCUACCCUCUCCUGACAUGGAGGACCCUAUGGGGGUUAUGGGUCUUGGAGGCUAGAAGCUCAGUGUCCAGGAAGAGUACCCAGGAACUUGAGCUCCACUUCCUGUUCCCCCACAUGCUACUCUGGCUCCAGUUGACCCCGAUGAACUCCAUUGGCUGAGAAGUUGAAGUUGGGGGCUGGCAACUUACAGUGGCAACAACUGUCAAUCUCUUCAUCCCCUUGGCUUUUCCAACCACUUCCCCGGGUGUAGCGAAUGGCUCUGAAUGGCAGUAUGAGGGUCCUUGGAAUCCCAGGCCUGUCUGGCCCUGAGGGAGUCCCCUUUCUGAAGCUGUGGUGCUCGGACGACCUGCUCUGUACGUUGCCGGGCACCUAUAGGUGUCCCUCGAGAGUUCAGUUUUGAGGUUCAAGUCAGUGUGGCCAUGAAGGGGCUGCCUGUUGGGCUGAUGCUGUGACCCUGGAGUCUGCCUCUCCUGCCAGUCCCCCGGCCCGGAACAUGUGGCUGUGGCUUGGCCCAUCCUCGCUGUCCCUGAGCCCCAAGCCCACAGUUGGCCGGAGCCUGUGCCUCACCCUGUGGUUCCUGAGCUUGGUGCUGAGGGCCAGUACCCAGGCCCCAGCACCCACAGUCAACACUCACUUUGGGAAGCUAAGGGGUGCCCGGGUACCAUUGCCCAGUGAGAUCCUGGGGCCUGUGGACCAGUACCUUGGGGUGCCCUACGCAGCUCCCCCGAUCGGCGAGAAACGUUUCCUGCCCCCUGAACCGCCCCCAUCCUGGUCGGGCAUCCGGAACGCCACACAGUUUCCCCCAGUGUGCCCCCAGAACAUCCACACAGCUGUGCCCGAAGUCAUGCUUCCUGUCUGGUUCACCGCCAACUUGGAUAUCGUCGCUACUUACAUCCAGGAGCCUAACGAGGACUGCCUCUACCUGAACGUCUAUGUGCCCACGGAGGAUGUAAAGCGGAUUUCCAAGGAAUGCGCCCGAAAGCCCAACAAGAAAAUUUGUAGGAAAGGAGGAUCCGGCGCUAAGAAACAGGGCGAGGACUUAGCGGAUAAUGACGGGGAUGAAGAUGAAGACAUCCGGGACAGUGGCGCUAAGCCUGUCAUGGUCUACAUCCAUGGAGGCUCUUACAUGGAAGGGACAGGCAACAUGAUUGACGGCAGUGUCCUGGCCAGUUAUGGCAACGUCAUCGUCAUCACCCUCAACUAUCGGGUUGGAGUGCUAGGUUUCCUGAGCACUGGUGAUCAGGCUGCCAAGGGCAACUAUGGGCUUCUUGACCAAAUCCAGGCCCUCCGCUGGGUGAGCGAGAAUAUCGCCUUCUUCGGUGGUGAUCCCCGCCGUAUCACCGUCUUUGGCUCGGGCAUUGGCGCAUCCUGUGUCAGCCUCCUCACGCUGUCGCAUCAUUCUGAGGGGCUUUUCCAGAGGGCCAUCAUCCAAAGCGGUUCUGCUCUGUCCAGCUGGGCUGUGAACUACCAACCAGUGAAGUACACCAGCCUGCUGGCAGACAAGGUGGGCUGUAAUGUGCUAGACACAGUCGACAUGGUGGACUGUCUUCGGCAAAAGAGUGCCAAGGAGCUGGUAGAGCAAGACAUCCAGCCAGCCCGCUACCAUGUGGCUUUUGGCCCAGUGAUUGAUGGUGAUGUCAUUCCUGAUGACCCAGAGAUUCUCAUGGAACAGGGCGAGUUCCUCAACUAUGACAUCAUGCUAGGUGUCAACCAGGGUGAGGGGCUCAAGUUUGUGGAAGGGGUGGUGGACCCUGAGGAUGGUGUCUCUGGCACUGACUUUGACUAUUCAGUCUCCAACUUUGUGGACAAUCUGUAUGGCUAUCCUGAGGGUAAGGACACCCUGCGGGAAACCAUCAAGUUCAUGUACACAGACUGGGCAGACCGUGACAAUCCUGAGACCCGUCGUAAGACACUGGUGGCACUCUUCACUGACCACCAAUGGGUGGAGCCCUCAGUGGUGACGGCUGAUCUGCAUGCCCGCUAUGGCUCGCCUACCUACUUCUACGCCUUCUACCAUCACUGCCAGAGCCUCAUGAAGCCUGCUUGGUCAGACGCAGCUCAUGGGGAUGAAGUACCCUAUGUUUUCGGUGUCCCUAUGGUAGGCCCCACUGACCUCUUCCCCUGCAACUUCUCCAAGAAUGAUGUUAUGCUCAGUGCUGUUGUCAUGACCUACUGGACCAACUUUGCCAAGACUGGGGAUCCAAACAAGCCGGUCCCCCAGGAUACCAAGUUCAUUCACACCAAGGCCAACCGCUUUGAGGAAGUGGCCUGGUCCAAAUACAAUCCCCGAGACCAGCUGUACCUUCACAUCGGGCUGAAGCCAAGGGUCCGCGAUCAUUACCGGGCCACUAAGGUGGCUUUUUGGAAACACUUGGUGCCCCACCUAUACAACCUGCACGACAUGUUCCACUACACGUCCACAACCACCAAAGUGCCGCCCCCGGAUACCACCCACAGCUCCCACAUCACCCGCAGGCCCAAUGGCAAGACCUGGAGCACCAAGCGGCCAGCCAUCUCCCCCGCCUACAGCAACGAGAACGCCCAGGGGUCCUGGAACGGGGACCAGGAUGCAGGGCCACUCCUGGUGGAGAACCCGCGUGACUACUCCACUGAAUUAAGCGUCACCAUCGCUGUGGGGGCCUCCCUCCUGUUCCUUAAUGUCCUGGCCUUCGCUGCUCUCUACUAUCGGAAGGACAAGCGACGUCAGGAGCCCCUGCGGCAGCCCAGCCCUCAGAGGGGAGCCGGGGCUCCUGAACUGGGAGCUGCUCCCGAGGAGGAGCUGGCAGCACUGCAGCUGGGUCCCACACACCAUGAGUGUGAGGCGGGUCCCCCCCACGACACCCUGCGCCUCACCACGCUGCCUGACUACACGCUGACCCUGCGGCGCUCCCCUGAUGACAUUCCACUCAUGACCCCCAACACCAUCACUAUGAUCCCCAACUCCCUGGUGGGGCUGCAGACAUUGCACCCCUAUAACACCUUUGCCGCAGGGUUCAACAGUACUGGGCUGCCCCACUCACACUCCACCACCCGGGUAUAGUAGCUCCAGCCCAGAGCACAGCCUAUAUCCUGGUUCUACCCCUCCCAGAUCCACAAAAACACAUGCACACAUGCACACACACACACAGACACGUGCAGACAUCUAUGUAUACGCACGCACCCACACCCAACAGCAGACCCACGUGCACAAACAUAGACAGAUAUGGACAUGCACCUGCAUGUGCAACAACACAAAUAAGGAAGUAAACCUGAACAAGUCCUUCAAAUGGAGACACACAUGAGUCCUUGGGAAACUGAGGACCCAUGGAACAGCAGCUGAAGCCGGCUCCCAGACCUGACCACAGACACUCCCAGGGAGCCUGAAGCACCAGCUGGAUACCCCUUGGUGCUCACCUUCCGCAUCUCUUGGAACUGCACCACCCACCAACUCCAGACUUGGGAGCUUUAAAGAGCAGAGUAGCUCUUUCUCCCUUAGACUUGGUCUUUUUUCUGGGUCUCGUUUUUGUUGAUUUUUAAAAAAAAAAUUUGGAACAAAUGUUUCUCCAACCCAUGAGUGCAAAGAGGCUCCGGAAGGGGGGGCUCCAGGCCCAGGUCUCUCUGGCUUUGGAACUCCAGUUGCUCACACAAUGACUGAGGAACGUGAGCCCCAAGAAAGAAACAGAUUCGAGCAAGACCAUGGGGGAGAAGGAGGAAGGGGCUGUCGCUGGAUGGGGUUGGAAGGCCUAGGGGACAACUCACCAGUCACCUCUAUCUCUGUGGAGGGCUGUGGAGACCACAGGUGACCUGCGUUCCCCAGGAGUAUCAGCCUCCCUAGACCAGGGGACCCCAGAUUUGGUGAAGGAGGUUUUGUGGAGGCCAUGUCAUUAUUGGGGGCCCUGGGUGUAAGCUGGGUCCUACCUCUGCCCUUGGGGUAAUGCUAUCAGAAAUUCACCCCAUUUUCUUUAGAGUCUCUUUCGUGUAUGUCAUUUCUCUUUCAAAAAGACGGUGUUUUUUGUUGUUGUUGGCUUUUUUUUUUUUUUAAAGAAAAGUUCUUAAAACACUAACGGAAACCCAUGGAGUUUGUCCUUUGUAAAAAUUUUAAACACAGUGUCUUGAUAUAAAAAUAAAAAAUCCAGUUAGCACUCCCAAA